AUGCCUGCUGCUACUGGCACCAAACGCGUUCGGCAAUCUAACACCGAAGCAAAGGGCGUUUCCGUUUUUAGGCCGUUUGUCUUCGGUAGUGAGGCGCAACCUUUCGAUCCUGAAAACCGACCUGCAAAUGCGCCCCCCGAUCACACUCAUCAAUGGCGCGUCUUCGUGAAGGGCGUCAACGACGAAGACGUCUCAUAUUGGCUGCGAAAAGUACAGUUCAAGCUACACGAAACAUAUGCACACUCAGUCCGGACAAUCGAGCAGCCACCCUUUGAAGUGACGGAAACUGGCUGGGGUGAAUUCGAGAUACAGAUCAAGCUCUACUUCGUACCUGAAUCCACGGAGAAGCCGCAAACACUCUGGCACAGCUUAAAACUUCACCCUUACGGAAACGACAUUGAAGGAAAGCGCGAGCGCAGAGAGAAAGUAGUCAGUCAAAAUUAUGAGGAGGUCAUAUUCAACGAGCCCGUUGAACAAUUCUACGAUGUGCUCACGGGCGGUGGUCUUGCGGGAAAUCAGCAAUCAAAGGGCAAGAGUGGCAAAGCCAAACAAGCACAACUACAAAACGGUGGUGGGAGAACGGCGGAGAUUCCAGACAAUGAUAGUCCCGGAAAUCCAUACAGCAAGGCAACAGAGCACGCUGAAUUAGAGCGACUUGGCGAAGCUAUGAAGACAGUCGACCAGAUGAUCAAGGAGGAGAAAAACCGACUAGUCGAGCGGGAGAAGAAAUUGGCAGAAUUGAAGGAGAGCGAGGGUGUCCCAGUUGUGACGAAAAAGAAAUGA
Molecule: messenger RNA, 783 nt
Organism: Talaromyces atroroseus
Lineage: Eukaryota; Fungi; Ascomycota; Eurotiomycetes; Eurotiales; Trichocomaceae
Product: Protein AF-9-like protein
Exons: 3
Coding region: 1-783 (260 amino acids)
Biological process (GO): regulation of DNA-templated transcription
Source: RefSeq, a predicted model, not a curated record